GUCCCGGGCAGGGUCCUUUGGCGCCUCCUCCCCGCCCGGGCCAGCCUCUCCUCCUCCAGCUGCUGCUUCUGCCGUCGAUGCCGAGCUCGGAGGCCGCCCCUCUCCGGGGCACGUGCCCGGGGAUGUGCCCGGCCGAGGAGUUCGCGCGGCGGCGCCGGGAAGGCCGCCUGCACCGGCUGGAGCUGGGCGCGGGGCGCGAGGCGGACCCGGCGCUGGCCGUCAAGGAGUACUCGCGCCCGGCCGCCGGCAUGGCGCCCCCGCGGCCCGAGGAGCCGCGCCCGCCCGACGUGCUGCUGGCCACCGUCCGGCACCUGCUGGAGCGGGAGGACCGGGGAUCGGACGCCGGGGACUCCGCCGAGGCUGCGGAGCGCGGAGCCUUCGUAACCGACCGGCUGCGCGCGGUGCGUCUGGACGCGGCACUGCAGCGGCUCCCCGGCGCGCCCUGCGCCGCCCUCCACGAGCGCGCCCUGAUCUGGCUGCUCCGCGCCGGGACGCGCCUUUGCGCCCAGCCGCCCGCCCGCUUCGACGCCCAUCUGCACCGCGCCCACCUGCAGGAGACCUUCGCCGCCCUCCGGCGCGCCUACCGGGAGCAUGAGGACGGAGCCCGGCCCGCCGCCCAGCCCCGCUUCCAAGCCCUCUUCCUUCUCUACAACCUGGGUGAGGGAUCCAGGGACGGGCUGGAAGAGGGGUGGUGGUCAAAGCUUUAUUCAUCCCGGGAAUUUGGUCGGAUGCUGUAGCUCAGCCUUGCAUACCUGGCAGGGUUGUUGUGGCGAUCAGAUGAAUACAGUACUAGGAACUGGAAGAGACAUGGGCUUACAAUCCUCACCCUGCCCAGCCAUAUAGCUCACUGUGUGGCAUCGGGCCAGUCAGUGCCUCUCAGCCUAACCUACCUCGCAGGUUUGUUGUGGGCAUAGCUGUCAACUUUCAGAUUUGAAAAUAAGGGACCAGCAGCCUCACCUGUCCUGGGGACAGUCUACGGGAUAUCUAACAAUCCAGGAUAGCAGCGGGAAACGGGCACUGGAAUAAGGGAAUUUCCCACAAAAAAAGGGAAGGUUGACAGCUAUGGUUGUGGGGAUUAAAUAAGGAGGGGGAGGACCAUACAAGCCACCUUGAGUAUCUUGCGGGGGAAGCUGGGAUAUAAAAGCAGUAAGAAAUACGGUAAAUAUGCUUCCAUGGAAAGGUGAGAUAUCAAUGCAGUAAGAAAUAAAUUCCAUCCCUGAAAACAGGGGUGCCCACUGGAGGGGGGGUUCACAUAAUCAAUCACAUGACGUGCAUGCACACCAUUUGAAUGGCAAUGCCCAUCAACUUUGGGGAGGGGGCCCAGCCCCCUCAAAUAUUUUAUGGAGGGGCUGAAGCCCCCUCGUCCCCUAGGAGUUGGCUCCUAUGCCUAAAAGGUUGGGAUAUAAAUAUAGCAAUAAAUGAAUUUUCUUCCCUGGUCCUUCUAUAAAGCCCGGUCAUCCUGACCUUUUGCUCCUUUCUCCUCCCACCCCAAACAGGCUCUCCAGUAGCUCUCUGGGAGACCCUGCAGCUCCCCGAUGCCAUCCGAACCUCCCCAGAUGUCUCCACUGCGCUGACCAUCAAUUGGGCCUUCCUGGAGCGGAAUUUUGCCCGCUUCUUCCGCCUGGCCCGGGAGCUGCCUUACCUGCCCAGCUGCGCCCUUCACCCCCACCUGGCUGGGGCCCACCGCCUGGCCUUGAUGACCUUCAGCCACGGCUUCAGCGCCAGGAACUCCCGCUACCCUCUGGCACGGCUGGCACGGCUGCUGGCCAUGGACAGCGUGGAAGAGGCAGCGGACUUAUGCCAGGCCCAUGGCUUGACCGUGUUGGAGGGGGACGUGGUCUUCCAGAAGGGCUCCUUCAAGGACGGUGUGCCUUUGGUGCAUAAGCCUUCCCGCCUGCUUGUGGAUGGCAAAUGGGGGGAGUCUACUCUGCUGGAGCUCUCGGAGAGGGUCUGCAGCUGACCCCCUUGCAAUGACUCUGUGUGCGUGAGCUGAGACUGGAAAGGGGUUUGCAGCUCAGAGUUUUACCCCUAGAGAAGUUAGACAGGCUCCCUCACUGUCGUCUGCCUGGCAGUAGGCUUCAGGUGCAGAAAGUGUACAGUGGUACCUUGGGUGAAGUUCUUAAUUCAUUCCGGAGGUCCGUACUUAACCUGAAACUGUUUUUAACCUGAAGCACCACUUUAGCUAAUGGGGCCUCUUGCUGCUGCCGCGCCGCCGGAGCACAAUUUCUGUUCUCAUUCUGAAGCAAAGUUCUUAACCUGAAGCACUAUUUCUGGGUUAGCGGAGUCUGUAACCUGAAGCAUAUGUAACCUGAAGUGUAUGUAACCCGAGGUACCACUGUGUUUUAAUUGCUGGUUCUAAGAGCGUUCUGCUGUAUUUUUAUUUCAUUUACACCCCCCUUUUCCUCCAUGAAGCAUUGUUGUUGUCGUCCACCCAUCCGACUUUGUUGCCCCAGCCACUCUGGGCAGCUUCCGUAAUAUAAAAACACAGUGAGACAUCCUAUGUUUAAAAACCUCCCGAUACAUGUCUUCAUUUCCCUUCACUACCUUGAGCUCCUUGGAGGAAAAAGGUUGGGAUAUGAAUGCAAUAAAUAAGUCAAUGUUGUUUUUAAAUGUGCCUUGAGUCUCACCUUGGGAGGAAGGUGGGGUAGAAAAUAUUAAAUAAUAGCAAUAUUAUUGCUCCUGAAGGCAGUUGAGGGAAGUGUGGGCUCUGACUCUCCUUGGGGGCAGCAGAAGAUGGGGAAAUGGGACAGCACAGUUUCCAUACAGGUCUGACCUUUAAAUGCAUCCUUCCAGGAAAAAGAAAAAUGUUCCCUGUAGAUCAAGGGCAGGGAAGCUGUGGCCCUGAAUUGGACUUCAGCUUCUGUCAGCCCAUUUCAUUGACCAUGCUGGCUCAAGGUGAUGGGAGCUGAGAGUCCAGAACAUCUGGAGAACAUCUGUUUCAAGAAGGAUAAGCCAUGUUGCAAAAAAAAAAAAAAGUUUUAUGGCAGCUUAAGGUUCCAUUCCUCUGCCAUUCGAAAGUUAGCACAUCUGGGCUAGAGGUUCCAGCAAGGCCCUUUCCUCCACUGUGCUGGCUCCCUUAAUGUACGAGAGCAUUAAAAAUUUAAUUAUUGCUCCCACCCCUAGUGGCCUUGACGUCGUAGAGUCCAUUCUACCACCACAUUUUGCUGCUUGCACAGAGUCCACAUAUUGUCAUGCGCUGCCCCCUGCAGGUUUGGAGGACUUUAUGCAAGGCUAGAAGGAAGUUUUUACACCCUCCCUGAAUUAAGAAUGCAAGAGCCCUGCUGGAUCAAACCAGUCCUUUCCACCAUCCCUUUCCCCACAGUUCUCUGGACACCCCCGUGAAUGCUAGUCUCAUGUGUGGAGCAUUUAGUUAUUGUUUGGAAAACUGAACUGAAUGUUACUGGAAUGUUACUACAGUAAUGUCAGCUGUCAGAAGAGAUUGCGGUGAUGGUAGUUGUUUUGUAUACAGUUUGCAUGCCGAAGUGAUGCUGCAUCUGAGAAGCUGUGAGUGAACUAUAACCUUGCUUUCUAAAAAAAACCCGGGCCUGCAAACAUUAAACGCUUGGACAACUUUAAAAUGUAGCCCCACCUGCCAGUGCUGGGGAAUGGAUGACAAGAAAAUGCUUUUCAUCACAGAGAACCACUGUAAAAGGUCUGAGCCAAAAUUGCCAUCUCCUGGGAAGGUACUGAUAAAUAUAUGAACCUGAGGGGCCAGAACUUGGGGGGAUGCUCAGGAGAAAUUGAACUUGCUGCACUUGAGAAGCUCUUGUAAGAGAAUUGUGCACAAUUGAAGCAAGAAAUCCAGAAGGCUGUAAAAGGAGCU
Messenger RNA from Podarcis lilfordi (Lilford's wall lizard), 3823 nucleotides. Lineage: Eukaryota; Metazoa; Chordata; Lepidosauria; Squamata; Lacertidae. The record is from the annotation of a GenBank genome assembly.